ACCUGCCUGUAUGGGCAAGUGCUCGUAUUUGGGUCCGUUGUUCAUCCUCUGGAUAUGUGUACUGCCAACUACAUUUGCGACAUUUGGGGAUCGUCAUCGACUUCGUGCACGUGACUUCAUUGAACAAUAUUCAUUUGAGGGAAGUAAGGAUACAGAGGGUACGAAAUGCUUUUCAUGUCAAAACACGACAGACCCAACAGCGUGUCGAAGAGAAAUCAAGUGUGCAGGGGGAGAGGUCUGUGGAUUCGAUGUCCACUUAGAUGAGACCAACACUGUCACCUCCUAUAGGGACUUUGGAUGCAAGCCUGUUAGUACUUGUCAGGAGGGUUUAAUAAUCACACGAAUACAGCAGGGGAACCGGACAUUCUCAGACUGUUCUGGUUGCUGUUAUGGCCCUCUUUGUAACAAAAAACCAAGAUUCAGUGAUAUAUAUGGUCCCGAAGAAGCUAUUGGAUCGUGCUUCAAAAGAAAGGGAGAAUGCUUACAACGGGUGCGGACACAGUGUAUUCCCAUUGGAAGUUACUGCCUAAACGAGAAAAAUGAAUUUGAGCAAGUAGCGGAGUACACCAUUCCAUGUAGUACAUGUCCUGAUCAAUAUGGGUCGGAAUCAUCUGAAGAAAUAGAAGACGAAGAGGUUAUAAUCGAAGAGGAAGAAUUUACUCUACCACAAUGGAAGUACCGAGGCAAAAAACUGAAGGGAAAACGCAAAAGCAAGUCAAAGAAAAGCUGGGGAAGUAGAAGUAGAUCCAGCCAUGGUAGUGGAGGCAGUAGUAGGAAAAGUAGUGGAUCCCACUCAUAUAAGAGUGGAAGCAAGAGUAAGAGUAGUGGUGAGCGCUCUGACAGAAGUAGUGUGGAACUUUGGGAGAUAUCUGAAAACGACACUGUCAUCAAUACAACCUGUACUCAUUGGUCUACGUGGAGUGAUUGCAAUAUGUUAACCUGCAAACAGAAACGCCAUAGGACUUGUCCAAGUGAAUGUGCCGCUGAUGAAUUUACCAGCAAGCGUCGGAGGAGAGGAUCUAAGCGAUCGGGUUCUAGAAGUUCUGGCUCUGGAAGUUCGAAAUCUGAUGUGUCGGGUUCAGGAAGUUCAUCCAAACAGUCAUCUGAAUCCUCCCAUAGCAAAUCGUACACACGUAGGAAAAGAACUUAUUCGAUUGAACAACCAUUAGAUCUAUACAAUAGGUAUGGUUCCGUUACAGACACACGAAGUAGGUUCAGUGAUUCUGAUUCCAAUAGCAAGUCUUCGGACUCAGAUAGCAAAGUAUCUGAUCAAUCAAAAAGUAGUGCUUAUUCAAGCCAACGUUCAAGUGAAGGAAGCAGUGAACACGAGCCUGAAUUCGGCGACGAAUGCUUUACAACUGAAACACAGACUAGGGAUUGCCAAGUGGAAUGUCCUGUCCCAACAUUGUGGACCGACUGGGGUGAUUGUGAUAGUAUUAGCUGUAAAGCAAAACGAUACCGAUAUGUACCCAGACCGUGCGACAUAAACGAAGGAUCUUCCGAAGAAAGUGAAUAUGAUGACGAAGAUUGUGAACCAGAAGACGAUGAUGAAGAUGAGAGUAGUGAGGAGAAAAGUGACUCGGCUAAGUCAAGCAGUGAAUCAAAAGACAGUCAACAUAGUUCAAGUGAGAGUGACAAAUCAAGCGGUUCAAGCAGUGAAUCAAAGGACAGUCAACAUAGUUCAAUCGAGAUUGAAUUAAAUGUUGACAGUACAAACAAUAGUAGUGGCUAUAGGCGUAAGAAGAGAAGUUCUGGAAGCGGGGAAAGUAGUGAUAAGGCUAGUCACGACAUGUCUGAUUCUAGUAACAAUUCAAGUAAAUCAGGUUCAAGUAAAGACAGUUCCAAAUCAGGUUCAAGUAAAGAUAGUUCAGAUUCAGGUUCAGGUUCAGGUUCAUCUAGUGGAAGUCACAUUAGAAGAUGUAAAAGUAGAGGAAGUAGUAGCUCGAACAGUAAGAGUAAUUCAGGAAGUAAUUCAGAUAGUUCCAGAAGUUCGGGUAGUAGAAGUGACAAGAGCAUAAGCAGUGGAAGUGGUAGCCAUAUGCAUGUAACAAAGAGGAGUGGUAGUGGAAGCCAUGGUAGCAAAAGUAGCGGAAGUGGGAGUUCUAAGAGCGGGAGUGGAAGUGGGAGUUCCAAAAGCAGGAGUGGAAGUGGGAGUUCCAAAAGCGGGAGUGGAAGUAGGAGCAGUGGUGGAAGAAGCAGCGAUGGAGGCAUUGAUCCAGAAACUAUACCUGAUGGAUAUGUUAUUCCCGAUGGCCUAUGUUGGGAUAAGGAAAUAGACACAAAGGAUUGUGAAAACUGUACAAGUGAACCAUGUGAAGAGUGGAGUGAAUGGAGUCUAUGUAGUUCUGAAAACUGCUUCAGAUACAGAUGGAGGAGAUGCCCGGUAAAAUGUGAAUACACAGAUUCGUCAGCAGACUCAGACUACAGCUAUGAAUCGUGGAGCAGUAUGGAGGACAGCAAUAGCAUUAGUAGCAAUGAAUCGGGUUUGAGUAAAGCAAGUGGUGGAAGUAGCAGUAAAUCGGGCAGUAAGAUGAGCAGUGAAUCCGGA
Molecule: messenger RNA, 2548 nt
Organism: Owenia fusiformis
Lineage: Eukaryota; Metazoa; Annelida; Polychaeta; Sabellida; Oweniidae
Source: the annotation of a GenBank genome assembly